Molecule: messenger RNA, 642 nt
Organism: Gastrolobium bilobum
Lineage: Eukaryota; Viridiplantae; Streptophyta; Magnoliopsida; Fabales; Fabaceae
Product: branchpoint-bridging protein-like
Exons: 1
Coding region: 109-555 (148 amino acids)
Source: RefSeq, a predicted model, not a curated record
ACAUUUCUUCAGACUCACUUUCAUUCACACCCACUUGGUUUUUUCUCUCCCCCUUAAUCCUUUUUUUCUUUUUCUUUUGGUUUCCCAUCUUUUUCCUUCCAUCCAAACAUGUCCAUCAUCACUCACUUAAACCCAGCUACUUCCACUUUCUUCUUGCUCUCAAUAAUACUCCUCUCUUUUCCGGGCACAACAAGAACCGACAACCCAUGCGCGUAUCCAUGUUACCCUCCACCCAUUGGCAGUAGUGCCACUCCUACAACUCCUUCAGUGUCUACAGUGCCACCAGCACCACCACAAUCAGGGUUAAUAUACCCACCACCUUCAGGGUAUUACCCUUAUAACCCACCACCACCUUAUGGCGGCAGUGGCGGCGAUGGCAGUGGUGGUGUUUAUGGCGCCCCACCACCACCGGACCCUAUUCUACCUUACUUUCCAUUCUACUACAGAAAGCCUCCUCACAAGACAGAAGACUCUUCAGCAUCAACCACUGUGCAGAAAUGGACAGGGAUGAUUGCUUCUGCUAUUCUAUUGUAUUUGCUUCUUAUUUUUGUAUAACCUCUGAGAAUCUUGAUGUAGUCAAACUUUUCUUUUAAAUGAGAAUUAGUGCUUUUGUUAUUAAUUUAUUCCAGUUUUUGUUGUGUU